AUGGAGAGUGAAUGCCGAAGUACCCUAGACAAUUCGCGGACGUUUUCGAUCAUACUCAGACUUUUAACUCAUCCAUUUAGAGACUCACUUUCCGGGAGUGGAAAAAUUGGUGUCAAUAAACAAGAUGAAAGUAAACGAAAAGGUGGCUCAUUCAAAAAGGCGGAUAGAAUGAGUGCCACAAUUUGGAAUGCUAACCCAAAGACUGAUAUAUUAACAGAAGGCACGGGCUAG
Dovyalis caffra is the source of this 231-nucleotide messenger RNA. Lineage: Eukaryota; Viridiplantae; Streptophyta; Magnoliopsida; Malpighiales; Salicaceae. The record is from the annotation of a GenBank genome assembly.